AUGCUGAAUAGAAACCAUGAAUAUCAAUGCAGUCUCUAUACUACUGCUAAACAGAGGGAGUAGCAAGCUUUGACUUAAAAAUAAAAAGAACUCAGGGCUAAGCUUUAAAGAUAAACUACUGUGAUAAAAGAGGAGACUGCUAGUAGUAAUGGUAACUAUGAUUAUGGCCUCAGAAGUGAAAACAGGGAAGACUAUUUGACUUAGAUUGAGUAGACAACUAAAGAUUUAGAGGAGAUACAAAAAUAGAUUUAGAAAAAAGAGAAUGAACAGUCAGAGUAACUAAGCAAGGACGCAUAUUAAGCUAUGAUGACAGCAAGUUUUAAUCCAGAUAUGGAAUUAGCAAGAAGAACAAAGGACUUUAUUUAGAAAGAGAGAAUAAAGAAAAACAGCUCUAAGGACUUUUUAUAUAGCAGAGUAGAUGUGUUCUUUAAAGAUAAGCUUAAAGAAGCACAGGAGAAGGAUAAAUCUUAUAAAUAUCAGAGACUACUAAAUAAAAUAGCUUCUUAGUCAAUAAUAGAGGAUUAGAAAACUUCUCAGCAUCACCAAUCACAGGCUGAAAAUAAGCACAAUAUUUUUACUAUUAGUAGAAACUCAGCUGCAUCGAGACCAUUUACUGCUUUUACUAAGUUCGGGGCCUAGAGCAUUAAAACUGAUACAUAACUUUCAAGGUUCAAACAAAAAAUAUACUCUAUAUCAAGCGUUUCUUCAUAACAGCAACUUCAAGGAGUUACUAUAAAUAUCCUAAGUGAAAGAAAUGAAAACAAUUAGAUUGAAGUAAAAUCAAUCGAUGAUCCUUUUCCAGAAUAAAACUCAAGGCAGUCAGCAGCAUUGACCAAAUUUAAAACCCAUAUUCAAGACAAACCAGGUACUGCUAUCAAAGCUUUCCAUCCAUAUUAUGAUACAAACCCAAAGGAAGGUACUUCUAGCACUAUUAUCAAUAUCAAUAAGCUCUCAAUCCCAAACAGACCACAAAGUUUUGCUUAAAGUAGAAUCUCAGAAAUGAGAUAGUCUUUGGUUGUGAAUCAGCAUAAUGAAAGUGAAAACGAUAAUUUCCUAUAGCCCAGUAUAAAUCAGGAAAACAUGUCUAAGUCAAUUUAAAGACCUUAAACACAAGGUAUUUCUAAUCAUAACAUGGAGACAUAAAAAAGUGAGAGCAAUUUUAGAAUUUCAAGACCCAAAUCUUCAUCUUAGAGAGCUGAUGCCAAGAAAAGACUACUAAAAAGUGCCUCAGGUUUAGAUAUUUUAAAACGUAAUAUGGUAAGCAUAAGCAAGGAACCACAGUAUAUGUCACAUAGAUUGUUAGUAGAAGCUAAAUAAAGCAAAGAGUAAGUAUAAAAAGACGUAGUUUCAUUGAUAGUUAACUGCAAGAAAUUCUAAAGAUAAGCUAAGAGCAAAUCAUUCACAAGGAAAAUUAACCAGGUAAUAUAAUUAGUGAUUAAAGUCAUCAAUGUUUUAUAGAAUUACAAUUAAUACCAAAGAUAGGAAAAGCGUAUGACUAAAGAGAUAGAAAAUCUAAAGGAUGAUAUAAUGAUGGCAAGAUUGGAGAAGUUUAACUAUAUGGAGGAUCUUGAAGAAAUUAAAGAGGAUUAGAUUUGA
Stylonychia lemnae is the source of this 1596-nucleotide messenger RNA. Lineage: Eukaryota; Ciliophora; Spirotrichea; Sporadotrichida; Oxytrichidae. The record is from the annotation of a GenBank genome assembly.